Messenger RNA from Uloborus diversus, 3306 nucleotides. Its product is annotated as hephaestin-like protein. Gene Ontology annotation, molecular function: copper ion binding; oxidoreductase activity. The coding region runs from base 1 to 3306 and encodes 1101 amino acids. Gene Ontology annotation, cellular component: plasma membrane. Lineage: Eukaryota; Metazoa; Arthropoda; Arachnida; Araneae; Uloboridae. The transcript has 15 exons. The record is from RefSeq and is a predicted model, not a curated record. Gene Ontology annotation, biological process: iron ion transport.
AUGAGGGUCUCUCUUUGGACUAUCAGCGUUCUCUCGUUCGUUCUUUGGACUGUGAUUGAUGAAUGUUCGGGACAAUUUUAUGGGGAUCGACGGUGGUUGACUUUUAGGAAGAAGGAUCGGCUUCGAAAAGAUGGACAUAAAAAACAUCAUUUGACGUCGAUAGAGAAAUAUAUGAAAAAAGCUAGGAAUAUAAGACAUUAUUAUGUGGCUGCUAUCGAGGUUGAUUGGGAUUAUGCCCCGCAAGGAAAUUUGUUGGGAGAGAGAGCCGAAGAAUUGGCUAGACGAUAUUUUCAGGUCAGCCGCAAGCCUCUUCGCUUAGGGAAGGUAUUCAAGAAAGCCAUAUUCAGAGAGUUUACAGACCAUACUUAUACAGUCAUGAAAGCCAGGGAGCCAUGGCAAGGAAUUUUGGGCCCAACUAUUCGAGGGGAAGUCGGUGACAUGGCCAUCAUCCACUUUUGGAACAACGCUUCGAUGCUGUUGUCGAUGCAUCCUCACGGUUCACGGUACAUCAAAGUCCAUGAAGGUGCUUUGUAUGAGGAUAACACAGAUGAAUCUGAAAAAGUAGACGACCGUGUGCCUCCUGGCGGACAGCACACGUACCACUGGUUCUUUAUUCCAGAAGACGGUCCUACGCCGACUGACGCAGACUGUCUCACCUGGAUGUAUCACUCGCACAGGAAUGCCGACACGGACAUUCAUGCCGGUCUCCUGGGCCCAAUCAUUGUCUGUCGACAAGGCACCUUGGACAUGUACGAUCGACCCAAAAAUGUUGACAAAGAUUUCAUCCUAGUGUUUAUGAUCUUUGACGAAAAUGACAGUUUAUACAUUGACGAGAAUAUUGACAGGUUGGCGCCAGAUCUCAGCGAAGAGGAAAGACAGCGGCUUAGGAUGGACAUUAAUUUUAGAAGAUCAAAUAUGAUGUUCUCCGUCAAUGGUCUGGGUUUUGGCAAUUUGCAAGGCUUGGACAUGUGCCUGGGUGAUAAAGUAGGAUGGCAUAUUGUCGGCAUGGGCAAUGAAGUUGACGUGCACAGCAUCAGCUUUGAAGGACAAGUAUUCACUGUUAACGGCAUGACAACUGAUAUUAUCAGUUUAUUCCCAGCAAAAUUUACUACAAGUUUGAUGAUUGCCAGCAGAGAAGGAACCUAUCCAUUUAGGUGCGAAGUUGGAAUUCACGGAAUAGCUGGCAUGGAGUCAUACUUCACCAUCAACUCCUGUCCUCAUUCCCCUCACGUGCAGCCGAAACUUAACGGUGUAGUGCGAGAGUAUUUCAUCGCCGCUGAAGAAGUAGAAUGGGAUUACGCUCCAUCCGGAAUCAACAAAUUCAAUGGAAUGGCUUUGGAAAAAGACAAGUAUGCUUCUGUAUUCUUCGUCCGAAACGAAACCAGAAUUGGCGGGACUUACAGAAAAGUGGUUUAUCGAGAAUAUGCUGAUCCUGCUUUUACACUGAAAAAGACUAGAGGAUAUGAUCAGGCUCACUUGGCAAUGCUGGGACCAACCCUGAGAGGCGAAGUCGGCGAUCUGAUAAAAAUCGUCUUCCUCAACAAAGCAACGAAACCGUACAAUUUGCACACACAUGGUGCCUAUUACGAGCCUGAUGCAGAACCAGUUCAUCCGGGUACAACUAAAACUUACAACUGGGCUGUCGCAGAACAAUACGGCCCGACCCCUACAGAUCCCGAAUGCCUCACUUGGAGGUACUACUCCAGUGUUGACGUCAGUCGGGACAUGUGGGACGGUGUCAGUGGGACACUCCUCACUUGCAGACCUGGAACGUUAGACAGAAGUGGAAAACAGAAAUAUGUGGAUAAGGAAUUUUCUCUUCUAUUUGCUGUUAUGGAUGAAAGCCAGUCCCAUUAUCUGGUGGAAAAUAUUUUGGAGUAUACAUACCGGCCUGACCUUGUGAAUACCACAGAUCCCAUGUUCAUUGAAUCAAAUCAGAUGCACGCAAUUAAUGGAAGAGUUUUUGGAAAUCUGGAAGGCCUUAACAUUUGCGUCGGUGACAAAGUCAGUUGGCAUCUGGCUACUUACGGAAAAGCUAUUGAUUUGCACACACCAUACUUUCAUGGCAACACUUUCCAAGUUACUGGAAAAUUCAGAGAUACCAUCAAUUUGGCUCCAAGCACACAUUAUACAGUGGUCAUGCAUGCUGAUAACCCAGGUACCUGGGCCUUGGACUGCAGAACUAACAAUCACUUUGCUGGAGGUAUGCGUGCCGUCUACCAUGUAGAUGAUUGCGGAGGAUCGAAAGAAUUCUUGCACCGUGACAUAUUUUAUGAACCAAAGAAAGUUCGGGAAUAUUUCAUUGCUGCCAUUGAGGUCGAGUGGGACUAUGCUCCUAUUAACAGACAUAUAGUUGAUGGAUCUGACCUCUUGAAGAAUGAAGAAAGCAGAACAUUUGUCGCCAAUGGACCCAAUAGAAUUGGACGCAUUUACAAGAAAGCAGUCUUCAGAGAGUUCACUGACUCAACCUUCACCUACAUGAAACCCAGAGGCAAAGACGAGGAGCAUUUGGCCAUUCUAGGACCUUACAUAAGGGCAGAAGUUGGUGACCUCAUUCGUGUCGUUUUCAAGAACAUGGCAAGCAGACCAUACAGUAUGCACCCGCAUGGUGUCCUCCUGGAAAAGUUCGAAGGUUUUGAUGAUCUUGUUGAAGAGGAUGAGCAACCUGUGGCUCCUGGAGACACUUUCAUCUACGAGUGGCCGGUUCCUGAGCGGGCUGGGCCUGGAAGAAACGGAUUUAAUUGCAGUUCUUGGGCUUAUUAUUCAGCAGUAGAUGUUGUGAAAGAUACAAAUUCAGGACUCAUAGGACCACUUAUUACUUGCAAGCCUGGUACAUUGAGCAGUAAAGGACAUCGACGUGAUAUGGACCAUGAAUUUGCUGUGCUCUUCACAAUAUUUGAUGAAAAUCGAAGUUGGUACAUCAAAGAAAACACAUAUAAAUAUGCUACACGACCUGAAACUGUAAAUCCUUUGGAUCCAGGUUUUAUUUUAAGCAACAGAAUGCAUGCCGUGAAUGGAAAAUUAUACGGCUCUUUAGGUGGUCUAGUGGCCAAGCGAAACACAUUGGCAGCUUGGUAUCUCAUCGGCAUGGGAACAGAGGUAGACAUGCACACGGCCCACUUCCACGGACAAACAUUCUUGAGAAGAACGGAUAGCACUCGAAGAUCCGAUGUGGUGUACCUUUUCCCAGGUAUCUUCGAGACAGUUGAAAUGAUCAUGGACAACCCUGGCACGUGGUUCCUUCAUUGUCACGUGGAUGAUCACAUGAGAGCUGGAAUGGCUGUUACGUAUACCGUUGAGCGUUGA